AGGGUCUUUCGACCGCGACCAGCAGGCGUAUUCCCAAAACUCCGCGGGCCGCUCCUUUUGCCUGGAUCUCGUCCUAUAAAAAGCUGGACCGCUGGCCAGCAACUUUCAGUUUCAGUCUCUCCGUUUUUCUAAGAGCCAAAACGCAGCGGAUGCCGUCGGCUGCCUGGCUAACUGGCUUCUUCAAAGUAGCCGACGAGGCAGAAGUGAAAUAAAAAUUGGAACAACUUCGAGAGACUGGAGUUUCUGAGUCUGAUUCCGAAGUCGGUGCGAUCCAAACGGCAGACAGCAUGAGACUCACGUUGGCCUGGCUCAGCGUCUGUCUGGCGAUUUAUUGCGGCGGUGGCCAUGGCCAUGGCAAUGUGGUACUAUCUUUGCCACCAUCGCUUAUCGCCACGGCCACGAAGGCGGCCUUGAGCCACCACCAGCAGCAGCAGAAAAAGGAUGCACGCGUCCUGUUUGACAGCCCCACCGAUGCACUGCGCGAUAUGCUGCACAACAACGACAACGGGCCAAUGAAUUCAGGAAAAUUCAGUCUGUCCGAUGUGGAGCAACAGGCACCACCGCAGCAGUCUGAGGAUUUUAAUCGAAACGCAGAUGAUUUAGGGGCCAGGCAAUCAGCGCCGCAGGAAAUUGCAAUGGGAAUGGGACUGGGACUGGGACUAGGCUUGGGACCCACUACCAACUUUCGGGCCACGCCUCCACACCGGUAUUGGGGCAAUCGUUGCCAGGGUCGAUCUGGUGCAUCCACCAAGUGUCCACAGGAAUACUAUCGCACCAUGCUGGCAGCCAGGAACAAAGAGGCUCUGGCCCGCCUCCACUUGCAACUGAGUUCGAUGCAGGAUUCUGACUCUGAGAUUACCUCCUCGGAUUCUGAUGAUUCCGAUGAAGAUGUCGACGAUGAGGAGCAGAGCAACAAUGAGGUCUUUAUGCUAUUGACUGGCGAACAGGAUCUCAUCAAGUUCCUGCACUGGGCCAUGCAACUCCUCUAUCCCAUUCAACGACCUUUUGGCAACCUAAGUGAUGGUGCCGCUGAGAACUAUCAUCCGGGAAUGUUUCUAUGGAAGAAGCUGAACUUGUCAGGUCACUUGGAACCGCCACUAAUUGUGGAUGAACCGCAAUAUGUGCUAGUGAGGAGGGAGAAGCUAUUCGAUGGAUAUCAAUUUGGCGAUAUGAGCAAGGAGAACGAUCCUUUUAUACCGCCUCGAGGUCGCAAACACACCUCGCCGGACCUAGACGCCCUGAUGAAUAGGUUUGAGCCUUUCGUGCCGAAUCGUGGUAAACGCGACAAGGUCAAGGAUCUGUUCAAGUAUGACGACCUGUUCUAUCCGCAUCGUGGAAAGAAACAUCGCAAUCUUUUCCAAGUGGACGAUCCCUUCUUUGCCACCCGGGGCAAGAAGCUGCAGCUCCGGGAUCUUUACAACAACGACGAUCCAUUCGUUCCGAAUCGCGGCAAGCGGCACUUGACAGCCAGCGGCGGGAAAUGGACGGGUGAGCGGGUGGCGGGAAAAUGGCCAGAUGACAGCGACAACAACUGGCCGCAAAGAAUGUCAACGCAUAAAAUUAAUGGUUACGAUCAAUCAGUCAGGCCAUCACUGUCAAUGGAGGAUGCUGCUGCUUCGUUUGCUUCUUCUUGGCGACUGCCCGCUAAUAGAUUGCACUCGACAAGAUCAAUGUCAGCCGAUCAGCAGCAGCAGCAACAGGAGUUGCAACAACAGCCAUUGCUGAUGCCUCAUGUCCGCUUCAUUGGCAAUCCGAACAUGCGCCAGCAGCAGGUGAAAACAUCAUCCUGGCCAGUAGAGGAACGCCUCCGGAGAUCCAUACCCAUACCCCAAGGCGAACAAAACGAUGCCCACGAGACACAAUUAACGCAAUCGCACCCGGCUAAUCCACAUUUGGACACUGAUUCGAACAAUUUGAACAUUUAAAUGCGGCGAGCGAUUUUUGGCUUCGGGUUUUUCUUGCUUUCAGUUUUCGGCUUGGGGCACCUUUUUCCUCGACUCAUGUAGAAGAACUAUAUGGCACACAAUAAAGUACAGCAUGCAAUUGAUUUUGAGAGAAAUCGAAUCGAAUUGAAGGUUAUUCUGAUCCGUUGCCCUUGGGGACGCCUUUCAAGAACUGCACUGGGAGGAAAUUUUAGCAAGCUAAGACUCUAUAAAGGACCUUUAGUUCUCAAGAGAGUUCUUAUAAUUCAUAAUUAUUUUCUGUCUUGGAGUUCUACUUCUAAAUUGUUGGCUAUUAACUAUUAAGAUAUUGCCUUUGGAUUAGGUUUUGUAACGCUUUUUAUGAAAGACUUCCCAACUGGGGUGUCAUUUACGUAUUUUUUUUCCUGUGUAUUCUGCGAAGGUCUCGCCUUGUUGCCCUUGGCGAUGUUGUUGCAAGGCGAGUAUUUCCUAUUUUAAUUGUAUUCAUUGGUUAAUUUAUCGCUAAAUGCAAUCAGCAUUGUGCCCAGCAUCGGGGUCUAGACUCCAUUGGAGCCACAGAAACACAGCUGCAGACAGGCGGGCGUGGCACGCAGUUGAUGCCACAUCUCAGAUAUGCAGGCAGAUAUUGUAGAACAACGGCAACCAGUAACUUUGAAAAAAAAAACAGCUGCUGAACGACUGCAAAGGUCAGGCCAGCAAGGGCCAUGUAAUCCCCAAAACGCACAUCAAUCACGCGAGUUUAACUUAUUAGCCAAGCACUGAACCUUAAAAGAAACUCGAAGGGAACAACAGUGAAGCUGUAAGCCACUGUGAACUGAAAUUUUCCAC
Molecule: messenger RNA, 2750 nt
Organism: Drosophila eugracilis
Lineage: Eukaryota; Metazoa; Arthropoda; Insecta; Diptera; Drosophilidae
Gene: natalisin
Source: RefSeq, a predicted model, not a curated record